UACCCGUCGAAGUGCCUGGUGACACUGAUCCCGAGGCGUACAGAAAGUGUACGCAUCUGCUAAACGAGGCCCGCAAGAAACACACCGUUCAAGAACUGCAUGCCGUACAGCUGACUGGUGUCUUACCCAUGACUAAGGGUCUAACCGAAGCCAUGAACAAGGCUCACAAGCGUUGUGGCAAACUACAGGCACGCAUUGAGAAGGAUGCGGCGACCGAAGAGAAGGACCGGCUCAGUGAGAUUGCGACUGUGGAGAAACGCCUGACUAAAGAGCUGAAUUUCUUGCACAAGACUAUGUCAGCCGACAACAACAGCAAACCGCUGGAUGAGCGCAAGACCGAUGACGAGAUUAUGAUGCGAGCGCGCAAACUGAAGUGGCCGCACUUCAGUGAGUUCGAUCGCCUUGUCGCACACCAGCAUCUCGAGGACAUGAAGGUAUGUAUGUUAUAA
This is a messenger RNA of Sphaeroforma arctica JP610, 449 nucleotides long. RefSeq lists its product as hypothetical. The transcript has 4 exons. The record is from RefSeq and is a predicted model, not a curated record. The annotation marks the transcript as partial. NCBI's taxonomy places the organism in Eukaryota, Ichthyosporea, Ichthyophonida.